This is a messenger RNA of Colletotrichum abscissum, 537 nucleotides long. RefSeq lists its product as uncharacterized. The record is from RefSeq and is a predicted model, not a curated record. The transcript is spliced from 4 exons. Bases 1 to 537 code for a protein of 178 amino acids. Lineage: Eukaryota; Fungi; Ascomycota; Sordariomycetes; Glomerellales; Glomerellaceae. Gene Ontology annotation, cellular component: nucleus.
AUGCCCUCAACAUUAGAAAAGGCUCGCAAGCACAUUGCGAAGAAGCGCAAUGGCCAUGACCUAGCCCUUCAUGAGUUUUCCAGAGACUCCAAGCGUCUUCACAAGGCCUCGAUCAGAGACCAAAGGCUAGGAAAGCUCCACGCCUCAAAGAACAAGAAGGAGCAGCCCAUGAUCGACCGUGCCUCCUUUUUCCAAAAGGCAAUUCAGGAGAAGGGAUCCGAACCCCUCGACUUGGCCGCCGUUCAGGAGCUCAUCAGCAAGUUUGUGCACCAGUACGAUGAGGAGUACGCCGAGGUUAAGAAGACCCGCCGUGCCGGCCGCCCUGCAAGUGCCAAGGAAGACUUGCUCAAGCUGAGAAUCUCGAACCUUGAAGAAGAGUACAAGAUCGGAUUCUACCUUCCUGACCUCACAACGUCGUCCAACAUCAUCCAACUCGACCGCUGGGAGGGUUCAUGGGCUUACCUCACCAACCUCGCCUGGGUCAAGAUCACGAGUGACGGGAACGUCAGACCAUCCAGCUUCCCUCCCAGGGUUUAG